GCACCAACAAAGUCUGACAGACACAUGAUGUCAAACAGGAGAGGCGGGAUUUAAACACUGCAUAUAACUUUUUCAGAGGUGUAGUAAGUGUUACAGCUCAGCAAAAAACCACAACCACCAGACUCAGUUUAUGGUGAACACUCCAAACAUAGGUCAACUUACUCUUCUUGUAUCAUGGCUGAACUAAACACCACCCUGGACUCUGCUGAAACCUCUCUGAACCAGAGCAGCUGUGAUGUGUUUGUGUACCAACGAGCUGCAGUGGUCCUUUUCCCCAUUUUCUACUCAGUGGUUUUUAUCAUCAGUGUGUGCGGUAACAGCUUGGUGCUCUAUGUGAUCUGCCAGAGGAAUCAGAAAUUCAACUCCACCUCCAUCUACCUGGUUAAUCUCGCUCUAUCCGAUACUCUGUUCACCCUGGCCCUGCCUGGCAGAAUCACUUACUACAUCCGACAUUUCGACUGGCCCUUUGGUGACCUUCUCUGCAGACUGACCACACUGCUCUUCUUUGCAAAUACUUAUGCAGGUAUUGGCUUCAUGACCUGCAUCAGCCUGGACCGAUACCUUGCCAUGGUGCAUCCACACAGGCUGCAGUGUUUGCGCAGUGUGAGGGUGGUCCGCAGAGUCUGCUGUCUGGUCUGGGCUCUGGUGUUUAUUCAGACUGCUCCUCUGAUGUUCCGCAGCAUGCUGCACAAGCAGCAGAACAGACUAACCUGCAUGGAGUACUUUAACUUUGAGGGCUCUCGCUUCACUCCCUAUCUCCUCCUCCUGGCCUGCACUCUCUCUUUCUGCUGUCCGCUUGCCAUUAUUAUGGGCUGCUACGCAAAGAUCAACCUGAAGCUGAGAACUGCAGCCAAGCAGAACUCUGUGACUGGUCGGUCAAAGAGGAGCCACAGGGCCAACACCAUUAUCCUCCUUAUCCUCCUCACCUUUAUUAUAUGCUUCAGUCCUUACCAUCUCAACGUUAUGCAGUUCAUGACCAGAAAGAUACACCACAAUCCGACCUGUGAGGAGCUGAGGGCCUUCAAGGUGUCUUUACAGAUUACAGUUUCACUUAUGAACUUGAACUGCUGCUUGGAUCCAGUCAUCUACUUCUUUGCCAUCAAGACCUACAAGAAGCGGGUGUUGAGUCUGUUCAAGGAUUAUCUGUACACUUCCGCUGUCUCCUCCAAAGUGACAGCUGACAACAGCAGCAGCAACACCUGAGAGAAACCACAGCUCGGCUUUCAGGAGCGAAACCUGAAACCUGUCACAGAGAAGACCUGGUGUAUUUAGUUUAACUCAAAACUGAGUAUUUCAUGUUGAUACUCUUUAUGAAAAUGACCAACAAGUCUGUCAUUUAAAAUAUUUUGACAGCUGUGUUUGUACAUAUGUCUGUUACUGCAAAGGAAAUGAGCAUAUCUGCUUCCUGCUGCAUUUUAACAAAUGAUAUUUUUCUGCUGGAUAGCUGUAUUUUAUUGCUUUUUCUUAUAUUUACUUUUUAUUUUUGACUGCUUUUCUACCAUAGAUUAGAUAAAUCUAUGUUUAUGUACAAUAGAGCCCUAUGGUUAUUUAUGUAUGUAUGCUAGGUGAGGAAAAUAUAAAAAAAACAAGAUAAAACUGCCAUUUUCAUGCAACAUUUUGUGGCCAUUAAUGUAGCCUAACAGCAACUUUUAUUUCAUUUGUGUGGAGAUCAUGAAAGGGAUCAUCAUUUUGUAACUAAGAGUAUAAAUUGUGGUAAAUAAUACAAUUCUGUGCUGUCAUAUUUUCAAGAUCACUAUUGCUAUUGC
Messenger RNA from Notolabrus celidotus (New Zealand spotty), 1766 nucleotides. RefSeq lists its product as uncharacterized. The coding region runs from base 175 to 1203 and encodes 342 amino acids. Gene Ontology annotation, cellular component: membrane. Gene Ontology annotation, biological process: G protein-coupled receptor signaling pathway. Gene Ontology annotation, molecular function: G protein-coupled receptor activity; oxysterol binding. The transcript has 4 exons. The record is from RefSeq and is a predicted model, not a curated record. Lineage: Eukaryota; Metazoa; Chordata; Actinopteri; Labriformes; Labridae.